AGAAAGAAAAGUCUGCUUCAUUUCACGGAUUUUGGAGGUGUUUUCAGAUGAAAAAGGCUUUUGGUAAGAGAAGAAGGAAGAAGUCUCAUGGCGUCCACAGCUUCUUCUUCUUCUUCACACGAAACCCAUUAAUGAUUAUCUUCAACUAGUCUCUAUUACUUACCAUGGUCUGCUGCCAAAGCACUACACCCAACUCUCAGCUAACUUUGAGUUCAUCACAAUAAGCCACGCCACACCCUUUUCAAACCCCUAUACACCAACGUUUCUCAAACCCCAAAACACCUUAAAAAACGCCCAUUCAUUUUGUUGGGGCUCUUUCUUUCGCCAUGGCUGCCAAAGAGUCGAGCUCUGCUUCUUCAAAUGAUACUAAAAUCAAAGGCGUGCUCACUCAUGGUGGUCGAUACGUUCAGUAUAAUGUGUAUGGCAACUUGUUUGAGGUCUCAAGCAAGUACGUUCCUCCUAUUCGUCCUAUCGGUAGAGGAGCUUAUGGCAUUGUUUGUGCUGCUGUCAAUUCAGACACACACGAGGAAGUUGCCAUCAAGAAGAUUGGUAAUGCAUUCGACAAUAGAAUAGAUGCCAAAAGGACAUUGAGAGAAAUCAAGCUCCUUCGCCACAUGGACCAUGAAAAUGUUAUUGCCGUUAAGGACAUCAUACGGCCACCAAAGAAGGAGACCUUCAAUGAUGUGUAUAUUGUUUAUGAAUUGAUGGAUACUGAUCUUCAUCAGAUCAUUCGCUCUGACCAACAACUAACUGAUGAUCACUGUCAGUACUUUCUGUAUCAGCUGUUACGUGGACUGAAGUAUGUUCACUCAGCCAAUGUUUUGCACCGUGAUCUUAAGCCCAGUAAUUUGCUCCUAAAUUCUAACUGUGACCUUAAAAUUGGAGACUUUGGAUUGGCAAGGACAACAUCUGAGGCAGAUUUCAUGACCGAGUAUGUUGUUACUCGUUGGUACCGAGCACCAGAGUUGCUCCUUAACUGCUCAGAGUACACAGCUGCUAUUGAUAUAUGGUCUGUCGGCUGCAUCCUUGGUGAAAUUAUGACCAGAGAGCCUUUAUUCCCUGGGAAAGAUUAUGUUCAUCAGUUGAGACUUAUCUUAGAGUUAAUAGGCUCACCUGAUGAUGCUAGCCUUGGAUUUCUCCGAAGUGAUAAUGCCCGAAGAUACAUGAAACAAUUUCCACAAUGCCGGAAGCAACAAUUUGCUGCUAAAUUCCCCAACAUGUCUCCUGGAGCCAUGGAUCUGCUCGAGAAAAUGCUCGUCUUUGAUCCCACUAAGCGCAUUACUGUUGAAGAGGCACUUUGUCACCCAUACUUGGCAUCCCUUCACGAUAUUGGCGAUGAACCUGUGUGCUCUAGGCCUUUCAGUUUUGAUUUUGAGCAUCCAUCAUGCAGUGAAGAUCACAUUAAAGAGCUCAUCUGGAGGGAAUCAGUGAAGUUCAACCCAGACCCUGCCUAUUAAAAAUUAUCUUGCUUUGCUUAAUGGUGUAGAAUUAUAUGGUGAAAAACCUUGACCCUGUACAUGGUAUAUUGUUCCUGGAUGAUAGGAAUAGCUCUAGAGAUUGUUUCUCUUAAAUUGAAGUCAACUAAGAACUAUAAUGUGCAAUGAGCUGAGCCGAUUUAGUGUUGACUGAAUAUCAGCAAUCUCCAAUGGAUGGUCAAAUUUGGUUUUUAAUUGGUUCUUGUAUGAGGCUAUGGGCUAUUAAGGCUCCAAAACAGAGUUCAAAGUCAGGAACAGGAAAUAUUGCCAACUUCCAAUGACAUUAUAACAUAAAACUUUGGACUAAUGAUUGUGAUGUUGCAUUUCUCCUCACAAGGGUAUUUGUUCUUUCAAAGAUCAAAUAAAACCAGUAUAUUAAUAUGAAAAUAUUCCUUUUUUUU
Humulus lupulus (European hop) is the source of this 1876-nucleotide messenger RNA. RefSeq names its product mitogen-activated protein kinase homolog MMK2-like. The transcript is spliced from 6 exons. The coding region runs from base 327 to 1457 and encodes 376 amino acids. NCBI's taxonomy places the organism in Eukaryota, Viridiplantae, Streptophyta, Magnoliopsida, Rosales, Cannabaceae. Gene Ontology annotation, molecular function: MAP kinase activity; ATP binding. Gene Ontology annotation, cellular component: cytoplasm; nucleus. The record is from RefSeq and is a predicted model, not a curated record. Gene Ontology annotation, biological process: protein phosphorylation; intracellular signal transduction.